AUGGGGGUACCUGCAGAGGCAGAGAGGGGCUCAGUACAUCCAGAAAUGGGAUUAUCCGAGAAGGCAGAUGGGGGCUCAGUACAUCCAGGAAUGGGGGUAUCUGAAGGGGCAGAUGGGGGCACAGUACUUAAAGGAAUGGGGGUAUCUGAAGGGGCAGAUGGGGGCACAGUACAUCCAGGAUUGGGGGUAUCUGAAGGGGCAGAUGGGGGCACAGUACAUCCAGGAUUGGGGGUAUCUGAAGGGGCAGAUGGGGGCACGGUAUGUCCAGAGCUGGGGGUAUCAGGGCAGGAAAGGAAUAGGACAACACAGAAAUCUGCUCAGGAUGAUCUGGGGGUCCGCAGUAAAAGGCGAGGGGUGUCUGGAGAGAAGGAGGGACUGACAAGGCACACAGUGGCUGGGGAUCCUCCAGGCAGUAGAAAAUCCGAGCAGAAGAGUUCCGCCAGUAAAGGUGAGAGAGCUCAGAGGAAGGAGAAGAGGAGCGCCCAAAAGAAGGCAGAAUCCAAGGCUCAGAGGAGAGCGGUGACUGUAGACAGCUCCAAGGCCAAGACAUCACUAGAGGCUCUGAGGAUCAGCAUUAAACAAUUGGGCUGGAAGGAGUUUCCGCUGGGCCGCCGUUUGCCAUGUGAUAUUUACUGGCAUGGGGUAUCUUUCCAUGACGGCAACAAUAUCUGCGCUGGACAGGUCAACAAGUUUCCAGGAAUGGCUGAAAUGGUGCGUAAAAUAAACCUGAGCCGGGCUGUGAGAACCAUGCAGGAACUCUUCCCUGAGGAGUAUGACUUCUACCCGCAAUCCUGGAUCCUUCCCGAAGAAUAUCCUAUGUUCACUGCACAGGUUCGUAUGGCAAAGGAAAGUGACCCAUCAUGGAAGCCCACCUUUAUUGUAAAGCCGGACGGUGGUUGUCAGGGUGAUGGAAUCUACCUCAUUAAGGACCCCAGUGAAGUGCGAAUCAUGGCCAGUGUCCAGAACCGACCAGCUGUGGUCCAAGAGUACAUCAGCAAGCCUCUCCUGAUGGACAAGUUAAAGUUUGAUAUGAGACUCUAUGUUGUUCUCAGAUCAUUAGAGCCUUUGGAAAUCUACAUCGCCAAAGAUGGACUGUCCCGAUUCUGCACUGAGCCCUACCAGGCACCAAACCAUAAAAAUCUUCACCAUGUCUAUAUGCACCUGACCAACUACUCACUCAACAUCCACAGUGGAAACUUUAUCCACUCGGACAGUGUCCAUACUGGAAGCAAGAGGACCUUCUCCAGCAUUCUCUAUAGACUUUCAGCUAAAGGUAUAGAUGUCAAGAAAGUAUGGUCUGACAUAAUUUCUCUGGUCAUUAAGACCAUCAUUGCUCUGGUUCCAGAACUCAAAGUCUACUUCCAGGUGGACAUACCAGCAUCUAAACCAGGACCAACAUGCUUCCAGAUUUUAGGAUUUGAUAUCCUCCUGUUGAAGAAUCUCAAGCCAAUUCUUCUAGAGGUGAACGCAAAUCCCAGCAUGAAGAUUGAACACGAACAGGAGCUUCUUCCCGGCAUUUUCGAGAAUGUGCCGAGCUUGGUGGAUGAGGAGGUGAAAAUUGCCGUAAUCAAGGACACACUGCGUCUGGUGGAUCCAUGGCAGAGGAGGAGCCAAUCCUCUCAUCCAUCAGACAACGCUGUGACAACAAUGUCAGAUCUAAAUAUGGGAUCCGGGGAUCUGGCCCAGGACUCUGCGAAGAUUUUAGAGAACAAUCUACCUCCUCUCUGCCUGAAACAAAUCUUUCCAAAGUAUGCCAAACAAUUCAGUUACCUGCGAGUGGUGGAACGAAUUGCGACACUCUUUCUCCGAUUCCAGGGAAUCCGUGGUACUAUGAAAAUGGGGCCUACUGGUUUCCGGACAUUCAUUAGGAGCUGCAAGCUAAGUAGUGGCAGUUUCUGCAUGGCAUCUGGCGAUAUUCUCUACAUUGAUAUAACAAGGCGCUGGAACAGCAUGGCGCUAGACCAAAGAGAAUCGGGUAUGUGUCUCCAGGCCUUCAUUGAGGCUUUCUUCUAUUUAGCACAAAGGCGAUUUAAAGGUUUACCACUUCAUGAGCAAGUGCAGGCACUCUCUGACCUUUGCCAUAGCCAUGUGAACACAGCAGAGGAGAAGAGAAUUCUGUGCAGCAGAGGAACGCUGGAACACAGAACUGCACUGACCAAUUACCGCCACACCAAUGUACAUCUGACCUCAUAUACACCUCUGUCACAUCGCAGCAGCAUUUCAUGUAAACUUUCAGACUACAAGCUGCAGCAUUCAUGAUGGAACUACUUACCAGCCUGCCACCAACCUACCCUAGAUAAGUGCUAAGGUGCAUAUUUUCACGCCUCAGAUCCUACAAAACGAGCUGAGACCCUCACAGUCAGGAAGCACCUUACAUUCCAAAGUGUUACAACUUGUAAAGAGCACAUAUGCACAUAUCACUGUAUUUGUUUGAGUUUCCAAUAACAAUGAGAUGCUCCCAAUGCAGGUUAUAACCCAGGAAGAAUCGGAUUUCAAAACGGAUAGCUAACUGAGUUGGAAUACAUAUACCUCUUCUGCUCUUACUGGGCCCAUGUUGGAUGUGGAGUGUAAUACCUUCAGAUGGCCUGUCGGUGGCACUGCCAGGGGAGGGAUGUGCCAGUCCUCUAUAUUAACCAAUAACAAGUUUACUUUAACUUUUAUCUUGCUGUAGAAAACAGACAGUUGGAGUCGGUUUGGUUCAUAUGGGCAGAACGUCGUCCUUUUCUCCAGUCUUGUAAGGCCAGUAAAUCUGCUUCUACAGAUGCUUUAUGGAAUAACCCAUGGCGACCAGAACCACCUUUCUCUGGUCCGAAUGCUGUAACUGGUGAAAUCUGGUUGCUAUGGAUAACCACACAAUCCACAUCAAUCCUUGGCUUUGUACUGCUGUACAAGUCUGUCUUCUGGCUAAUCCUGUAUAUAUAUAUGGAGAGAGAGAUCAUUCUCAGAGUUCGAAAGGAGAGUCCCUGGCACUGAGUGCCCAAAGCUAUGAAGAAAGCUGGCAUUGUAUUCCAUUUGUUUGAUGGUUUCAGUAUUGUCCUGAAUAAAUAUUGAACGCUG
This is a messenger RNA of Rana temporaria (common frog), 3057 nucleotides long. It is a transcript of the gene TTLL11, whose product is annotated as tubulin tyrosine ligase like 11. NCBI's taxonomy places the organism in Eukaryota, Metazoa, Chordata, Amphibia, Anura, Ranidae. The coding region runs from base 1 to 2259 and encodes 752 amino acids. The record is from RefSeq and is a predicted model, not a curated record. Gene Ontology annotation, cellular component: cilium. Gene Ontology annotation, molecular function: tubulin-glutamic acid ligase activity; tubulin binding. The transcript has 9 exons. Gene Ontology annotation, biological process: microtubule cytoskeleton organization; protein polyglutamylation.